Molecule: messenger RNA, 204 nt
Organism: Microbotryum saponariae
Lineage: Eukaryota; Fungi; Basidiomycota; Microbotryomycetes; Microbotryales; Microbotryaceae
Source: the annotation of a GenBank genome assembly
AUGACCCCAACCGAGCGGCCAGCCAAUUUGAGUCAUCAAGACAUGACCACUGAUCUCAUGGUCACAGGGGGAACAACUCCUAUCGUCCUCGUCAAACCACACGAUGUUGACCCAUCAUGCCAUCUGCGAAACACUGGGGGCUGGUCGCAAUCAACGACGUGCGUGGCGCCCUUGGCGGCGACUACUGGAAUUGCACCCUCGUGA